GUUGCCUGUACCCAAACUUUUUUACGCGUAACGACUCCAAUCGCUCCAAACUCGCACACACACUUAAGUGCAAGACACAGCCAGAAUGGGUAUCAAGCACCUCUUCCAGCUCAUUCAAGAGCACGCGCCCGGCGCGAUUAAGACUGGCGAGAUCAAGAACCAGUUCGGUCGCAAAGUAGCUAUCGAUGGGUCCAUGAGCAUCUACAGUUUCCUCAUCGCCGUACGAUCAGAUGGCCAGCAACUCAUGAGCGACACCGGCGAGACCACAUCACAUCUCAUGGGCCUUUUCUACCGCACACUACGUAUGGUCGACAACGGCAUCAAGCCCCUCUACGUCUUCGAUGGCGCCCCCCCGAAGCUCAAGUCCGGCGAGCUUGCGAAACGUUUCCAGCGCAAGACCGAAGCGCAAGCCGGCAUGGAGGAGGCGAAGGAGACUGGUACAGCGGAAGACGUCGAGAAGUUUUCGCGGCGAACAGUCAGAGUUACAAGGGAGCACAAUGCGGAAUGUCAGCAGCUCCUCAAGCUCAUGGGCAUUCCUUUCAUCAUUGCGCCUACCGAGGCUGAGGCACAAUGCGCGGUUCUCGCGAGAGGAGGCAAGGUGUAUGCUGCUGCUUCGGAAGAUAUGGAUACAUUGACAUUCAACACACCCAUCCUGCUGAGGCACCUCACCUUCAGUGAGCAGCGCAAGGAGCCUAUUCUCGAGAUCCACCUUGACAAGGUGCUUGAGGGCCUCGACAUGGAGCACAAGCAGUUCAUCGACCUCUGCAUUCUUCUCGGCUGCGAUUAUCUCGACCCAAUCAAGGGCAUCGGCCCCAGCACCGCACUGAAGAUGCUUCGAGAGCAGAAAGAUCUCGAGGGCGUUGUCGAACACAUCAAGAAGGGCACAAAGUUCACCAUCCCUGACGACUGGCCGUUUGCCGAUGCACGCACACUCUUCCUCGAGCCCGACGUACGACCUUCCGACGCGCCCGAAUGCGACUUUAAGUGGGAAGCGCCUGAUGUGGAGGGUCUCGUCAAGUUCCUAGUCGAGGAGAAGCACUUCAACGAGGACAGGGUACGCAACGGCGUUGCCAAGCUGCAGAAGAACAUGAAGACUGCACAGCAAAGCCGCUUGGAGGGCUUCUUCAAGCCUGUUGAGAAAACAGCUGAAGAGAAGGCAAGCUUGAAGCGCAAGGCGGACGAGAAGCUCGAGGCCAAGAAGAAGAAGCAGAAGGAGGAUGCGAAGGCGAAGAAGCAAGCGAAGGCGAAACCUAAGGGUGCUGCUUGAGGGAACAUUGUCGCUUAGCUUGCUAGUAUGUAGCUAGAUUUUGGUCAUGAUGCCGAUGACGAGAUGGUAGCUGGCGUUUAUAAGGCGUUUGGUUUCAACGUUGCGCUAUCAGAUCUGGCUGGCGUGCCAAAGGACGUCAACAGUGCCCAACGGAGUCCGCUCUCAUGACAUUGAGGGAAGUCAUGCACCUGCAGAGAUAUACCAAGAGACACCAAAACAGUCAAAUGUUCAACUACACAUGCUCCCCUGUGU
Molecule: messenger RNA, 1519 nt
Organism: Didymella exigua CBS 183.55
Lineage: Eukaryota; Fungi; Ascomycota; Dothideomycetes; Pleosporales; Didymellaceae
Product: DNA-repair protein rad2
Exons: 4
Coding region: 86-1267 (393 amino acids)
Cellular component (GO): cytoplasm; nucleus
Molecular function (GO): DNA binding; 5'-3' exonuclease activity; 5'-flap endonuclease activity
Source: RefSeq, a predicted model, not a curated record